AUGGAAUGUCAUCUCGAGGCGGAUCCACAACCAACAAUCGCCUGGCAACAUUCUGGAAAUCUUCUAGAACCUUCUGGAAGAGUUGUACAGACAUUGACACCAUUAGGAGGAAGUCUGUACAAAGCGACAUUAGUUAUCAAGGAACCAAACGCAGGCGAUGGAGGUGCCUACAAAUGCACAGCAAAGAAUCAAUUGGGUGAAUCGAACGCCAAUAUAAAUCUGAAUUUCGCUGGCGCUGGAGGAGAUGAAGCCAAGUCCCGUGGCCCAUCUUUUGUCGGAAAACCACGAAUUAUUCCAAAAGACGGUGGAGCUUUAAUUGUAAUGGAAUGUAAAGUGAAAAGUGCAUCAACUCCAGUCGCAAAAUGGAUGAAAGAUGGAGUUCCAUUGAGUAUGGGUGGUCUGUAUCAUGCCAUUUUCAGUGAUCUCGGUGAUCAAACAUUUUUGUGUCAAUUGGAGAUUAGAGGUCCAUCAUCCUCUGACGCAGGACAGUAUCGAUGUAACAUAAGGAACGAUCAAGGAGAAACAAAUGCCAACUUGGCAUUGAACUUUGAAGAACCAGAUCCAGCUGAAAGACAAGAAAGAAAACGAUCAACUGCUUCACCAAGACCAUCGUCCCGUGGUCCAGGAAGUCGUCCUUCUUCCCCCAAAAAAUCAAUGAAAUCCAGGGAAGGAACUCCAAAAAGAACAUUGAAACCGAGAGAAGGAUCUCCAUCAAAGAAGUUACGAUCCCGAACAUCAACCCCAGUGAACGACGAAGUGUCACAAUCGGAGUCCCGCCGAUCGAGUAGAACAGAAAAGAUGGAAGUAGAUCAAGUAUCAGGAGCAUCGAAACGAAAACCUGAUGGAUUACCGCCUCCAGGAGGUGAUGAAAAGAAACUUCGAGCGGGAAGUCCAUCCGCAAGAAAGUCACCAUCAAGAAAGAGUCCAUCACCAACACCUUCUAGAAAAACCAGUAAGACAGGUGGUGCUGCUGGAACUGCAGCUGCCGCUGGAACCGGUGGAGCGGCAAGUGCUUCCGGAUCAGCAACAAGUACGACUACGACAACAAACACAGCUACAUCUGGAGGAUCUGCAUCAUCUCAACAGGUUCACGAUACCUCGCGUGAAAAAUACACGAGGCCACCAAUCGUUCUUGAAGCCAGUAGGUCCCAGACUGGCCGAGUUGGUGGAUCUGUUGUUUUGGAAGUCCAAUGGCAAUGCCAUUCAUCCACUAUCAUCGAGUGGUACAGAGAUGGAACAUUGGUCAGAAAUUCUUCCGAGUAUUCCCAGUCGUUCAACGGUUCGAUAGCAAAACUUCAAGUGAACAACUUGACCGAAGAGAAGUCAGGUCUCUAUAAAUGUCAUGCAAAAUGUGAUUAUGGAGAUGGUCAAAGUAGUGCAAUGGUGAAAGUUGAACAGUCUGACGUGGAAGAAGAACUAAUGAAACAUAGAAAAGAUCUGGAAGAUGAAUAUCAAAAAGAAGAAGAAGACAGGCGAGUAUCGCAGACUCUUCAAGCUGAGACAAAGAAGCGAGUUGCCAGAAGAAGCAAGUCGAAGAGCAAGAGUCCAGCACCACAAGCAAAAAAGAGUGCACUUUCUGAGAGCGUACGUUCCGAUGCUUCUGAAGUUGAGACGAAGAGAAGUUCGAGUGUUCGACCGGAUCCAGAUGAGAUGAACUACACGCCUGGAUCGUAUCUCCAGAAUCUUCUGAAGAGAUCGGCGAGCAACGAUGGCUCUGAUCAUACAAACGGCGCAUCUUCUUCUUCGUUUUCACGUCGUCUGCCACCUCGUCCACCAUUUGAAUCAUCUCAUUCAACUGCUUCUUCUCCUUCCUCAUCUAAUGCUCCACGUCGAAUGAUUAACCUUCGUUCGGUUUCUGACCGACAAGGUGCUGCCCGUUCAUCAGGAGAUCAGUCUCCGAAUCCGUUGAAUAUGCGAAGUGCAAAUUCAUCGGGGCCUGAUCUUCAUAAAAUAUCACAAAUUCAUGCAUUUAUUCUAUCGAAAAUGCCUGAAGGAGAAGCAAAAGAACGGUUUUUGAGGAGCAUUCUAGAUUUGGAAGGUCCAGAUUCAAGAAGAGGAAGUAGAGAUGAUGUUGGCAGUCCGAAAUUGAAGAAAACGAAUUCCAAAUCGUCAGUCAAUUCCAGCAGUAAUGAAUCUCAGUUGGACGAGAUCCCAAGUUCGGGUCUGACGAUCCCAGAGGAGCGCCGUCGAGAAUUAUUGGGUCAGGUCGGAGAAAGUGACGACGAGGUAUCCGAGUCGAUAUCCGAACUUCCAUCAUUCGCCGGAGGAAAGCCUCGCCGCAAGACUGAUAGUCCUCCAAAGCAGGACGAGAUGUUCUCUCGCGACACGAUUCUUCGUAAAACCACUACAUCAACACGAAAUGAAUCGAAUACUGUAGAGGAGAAGACAAAACUUCGCAAAACUGUCAAAAAGGCCGAUGGCGAACUCGAUUUCAAAGCCAUGGUCAAAUUGAAAAAAGUGAAAAAAGAGGAGGGCGGAGCUACCGAAAAGCCAGGAUUCCCACUUGAUCAUGCUGAUUCCACAUCAUCUGUUUUGUCCCAAGAAUCAAGAUCAAGACGUGGAUCGACUGCUCUUUUUUCAAAAGAUAACCUUCCGGAACAACCAGCAAACCCGUUUGCUCAACUCAAAAAAGUGAAAUCUGGUGCAGGUGGACUAGAGAAAUCUGAUUCAAUGGCCAGUUUGAAAAAACUUGAGUUGAAAAAAGGGAAGGUUGAAGAGAGUUCGGACGGUGCAUUCAAAGUACAACUGAAGAAAGUUGUGAAGAAAGAAGUGAAAGAAUCAACAGUUAGUGUAAAAGAGAAGAAUGGCACCGAGGCAGGAAUCAAAUCCGAGUUUAAAUUGGAGAAACGAGAACGGACCACUUUGCAAAAAUACGAGAAAACGGAUAGCAAUGGGUCCAAAAAGGAGGAAAAACCGAAAAAAGUCAGUAUUGUUCCCGUGCCGACGAGUACUUCAAAUGACGAGCCAACGACUCCACGUCACCACGAAAAAGUCGAAGAGAAGUCAACAAAAUCAGAAGAGCUUAAGACAAAAGUUGGCGGUCGUCAAGUAGGGCAAAAGCGAAAUGGAGCCCCGAAACCAGAAGAGCCGAAGAAUCUUUUGUCACAGAUUCAGUUGAAGAAAGUGACAAAGAAAGCUCAAGAAGAGACCAACGAACUGGAAGGAAUUAAAUUGAAAAAAGUGACGACCGUACCAAAACACGUGGCAGAUGAUGACAGUCAAUCAGAAUCCGAGUCACGACGUGGAUCUGUGUUUGGAGAAUUCCGACGUGGAUCACGAGCUCCGAGAGACUCCGCGGACAAUUCUCGCAGAGACUCCAUUAGACGCUCUAGUAUCGACAUGAGACGUGAAUCUGUUCAAGAAAUUCUUGAAAAGACGUCGACACCGCUCGUCCCAAGCGGUGCAUCAGGCAGUGCUCCCAAAAUCGUCGAAGUCCCAGAAAACGUCACAGUCGUGGAAAAUGAAACCGCAAUCCUUACAUGCAAAGUGUCGGGUAGUCCCGCCCCCACUUUCAAAUGGUUUAAAGGAAGUCGUGAAGUUAUCAGUGGAGGAAGAUUCAAACAUAUCACUGAUGGAAAAGAACACACUGUGGCGUUGGCCUUGCUCAAAUGCAGAUCUCAGGAUGAAGGUCCCUACACCCUGACAAUCGAAAAUGCGCAUGGAACCGAUUCUGCUGAUGUCAAGUUAUUGGUCACUUCGGAUAAUGGUCUCGAUUUCCGAGCCAUGCUCAAACACAGAGAAUCACAAGUCGGCUUCCAAAAAGAUGGAGAAGGAGGAGCCGGCGGUGGCGGAGAAAAGAAACCAAUGACUGAAGCUGAGAGAAGACAGUCCCUCUUCCCUGGUAAAAGAGUUGAGAAAUGGGAUGAACCACUUCCCGAAAAAACUGUUCAGCAGCAGGUUGACAAAAUCUGCGAGUGGAAGUGUACCUACUCGCGUCCAAAUGCCAAGAUUCGUUGGUAUAAGGACAGAAAAGAGAUCUUCUCAGGAGGUCUCAAAUACAAGAUUGUCAUCGAAAAGAACGUAUGCACUCUGAUUAUUAACAAUCCAGAAGUCGAUGACACCGGAAAAUACACUUGUGAAGCCAACGGAGUUCCAACUCAUGCUCAGCUUACUGUACUUGAACCACCAAUGAAGUAUAGUUUCCUGAAUCCGUUGCCGAAUACACAAGAAAUCUACCGUACCAAGCAGGCAGUGCUCACUUGCAAAGUGAAUACUCCAAGAGCACCAGUGGUAUGGUACAGAGGAAGUAAAGCGAUUCAAGAAGGAGAUCCACGAUUCAUCAUUGAAAAAGACGCUGUCGGUCGUUGUACUCUUACCAUCAAAGAAGUCGAAGAAGACGACCAAGCUGAGUGGACAGCAAGAAUCACUCAAGAUGUCUUCUCAAAGGUUCAAGUGUACGUCGAGGAGCCACGUCACACAUUCGUUGUUCCAAUGAAAUCUCAAAAAGUCAAUGAAAGUGAAUUGGCGACAUUGGAGACUGAUGUGAACGAUAAAGAUGCUGAAGUUGUUUGGUGGCACGAUGGAAAGAGAAUCGAUAUUGAUGGAGUGAAGUUCAAGGUUGAGUCUAACAACAGAAAGAGAAGACUUAUCAUCAAUGGAGCCAGAAUUGAAGAUCACGGAGAGUAUAAAUGUACAACUAAGGACGAUAGAACUAUGGCUCAACUUAUUGUUGAUGCUAAGAACAAGUUCAUUGUUGCUCUGAAAGAUACUGAAGUAAUUGAAAAGGAUGAUGUCACUCUCAUGUGUCAAACUAAAGAUACAAAGACACCCGGAAUCUGGUUCCGUAAUGGAAAACAGAUUUCAAGUAUGCCAGGAGGAAAGUUUGAAACACAAUCCAGAAACGGUACUCACACUCUCAAAAUUGGAAAAAUCGAGAUGAACGAAGCCGAUAUCUACGAAAUCGAUCAAGCUGGACUUCGUGGAUCUUGUAAUGUUACCGUUUUGGAAGCUGAGAAGAGGCCAAUCAUCAACUGGAAACCGAAGAAAAUUGAAGCGAAGGCUGGAGAACCAUGCGUUGUGAAAGUUCCAUUCCAAAUCAAGGGAACACGACGUGGAGAUCCAAAAGCACAAAUCUUGAAGGAUGGAAAACCAAUCGACGAAGCAAUGCGAAAAUUGGUUGAAGUUGUAAUCAAAGAUGAUGUUGCUGAGAUUGUUUUCAAGAAUCCACAACUGGCUGACACUGGAAAAUGGGCCCUUGAGCUCGGAAACUCUGCUGGAACAGCUCUUGCACCAUUCGAGUUGUUCGUCAAGGACAAGCCAAAACCACCAAAAGGACCAUUGGAGACAAAGAAUGUGACUGCUGAAGGUCUUGAUCUUGUCUGGGGAACACCUGAACCAAGCGAGGGAGCUCCAGUCAAAGCAUACAUUAUUGAAAUGCAAGAAGGAAGAAGUGGAAACUGGGUCAAGGUUGGUGAGACUAAAGGAACUGAUUUCAAGGUGAAGGAUCUCAAGGAACACGGAGAAUACAAGUUCAGAGUCAAGGCUUUGAAUGAAUGUGGUCUCUCAGAUCCACUCACUGGAGAAUCUGUUCUUGCCAAAAACCCGUACGGUACUCCUGGAAAACCAAAGAACAUGGAUGCCAUCGAUGUUGACAAGGAUCAUGUCACUCUCGCCUGGGAACCACCAGAGGAAGAUGGGGGUGCUCCAAUCACUGGAUACAUCGUUGAAAGAAGAGAGAAAUCUGAGAAGGACUGGCAUCAAGUCGGUCAGACAAAACCAGAUUGCUGCGAACUGACUGAUAAGAAGGUCGUUGAAGACAAGGAAUACUUGUACCGAGUGAAAGCUGUCAACAAAGCCGGACCUGGAGAUCCGUGUGAUCAUGGAAAACCAAUCAAGGUAAAGGCGAAGAAGGCAGCUCCAGAAUUUACUGGUGGAGGCAUCAAAGAUCUUCGUCUCAAAGUUGGAGAAACCAUCAAGUAUGAAGUUCCAAUCUCAGGAGAGCCACUUCCAGACUGUACUUGGAUUGUAAAUGGAAAACCAUUGAAAGCAAUGGGAAGAGUCAAGAUGGCAUCUGAAAGAGGAAAGCACGUUAUGAAGAUUGAGAAUGCCGUUCGUGGAGAUUCUGGAAAGUACACCAUCACUUUGAAGAACUCUUCUGGAACCUGUGAUUCCACCGCCAAUGUCACUGUGGUUGGAAGACCAACUCCACCGAAAGGACCACUUGAUAUCACUGAUGUCUGUGCUGAUGGAGCAUCACUCUCAUGGAAUCCACCAGAGGACGAUGGAGGUGAUCCACUCACUGGAUACAUUGUUGAAGCACAAGAUAUGGAUAACAAAGGAAAGUAUAUUGAAGUGGGAAGAGUUGAUCCAAAUACAACAAAUCUCAAAGUUGCUGGACUUCGUAACAAAGGAAACUACAAAUUCCGUGUUAAAGCAGUCAACAAUGAAGGAGAAUCGGAGCCACUCUCUGCUGAUCAAUACACUUUGAUCAAGGAUCCAUGGGAUGAACCAGGAAAGCCAGGAAGACCAGAAAUCACUGAUUUUGAUGCGGACAGAAUCGAUAUUGCUUGGGAGCCACCACACAAAGACGGAGGUGCUCCAAUCGAAGAGUACAUUGUUGAAGUCCGUGAUCCAGACACCAAGGAAUGGAAGGAAGUGAAACGUGUUCCGGAUACAAAUGCAUCGAUUUCUGGAUUGAAGGAAGGAAAGGAAUACCAGUUCAGAGUGAAGGCAGUCAACAAGGCUGGACCUGGACAACCAUCCGAUCCAUCCGAGAAACAACUUGCCAAGCCGAAAUUUAUUCCUGCCUGGUUGAAACACGACAACUUGAAGUCGAUCACCGUGAAAGCCGGAGCCACUGUCAGAUGGGAAGUCAAGAUUGGUGGAGAACCAAUUCCAGAAGUCAAAUGGUUCAAGGGUAGUCAACAACUCGAGAAUGGAAUUCAACUCACAAUUGAUACUCGCAAGAAUGAACAUACCAUUCUCUGUAUUCCAUCCGCAAUGCGUUCCGAUGUUGGAGAGUAUCGUUUGACUGUCAAGAACUCUCACGGAGCAGAUGAAGAGAAGGCCAAUUUGACUGUUUUGGAUAAACCAAGCAAGCCAAAUGGACCACUCGAGGUAUCCGAUGUCUUUGAAGAUAAUCUCAAUCUGUCAUGGAAGCCGCCAGAUGAUGAUGGAGGUGAACCAAUCGAAUACUAUGAAGUUGAGAAGCUCGACACUUCUACUGGACGAUGGGUUCCAUGCGCCAAGGUCAAGGACACUAAAGCUCACAUUGAUGGACUCAAGAAGGGACAAAUGUACCAGUUCCGUGUGAAGGCUGUGAACAAAGAAGGAGCUUCAGAUGCUUUGUCAACUGAAAAGGAUAUCAAGGCAAAGAAUCCAUACGAUGAACCAGGAAAGACCGGAACUCCAGAUGUCGUUGACUGGGAUGCUGACCGUGUUUCUCUCGAAUGGGAACCACCAAAGACCGACGGAGGUGCUCCAAUCACUCAAUACAUCAUUGAGAAGAAGGGAAAGCACGGAAGAGAUUGGCAAGAGUGUGGAAAAGUGUCUGGAGAUCAGACAAAUGCUGAGAUUCUUGGUCUCAAGGAAGGAGAAGAAUACCAAUUCCGCGUGAAGGCUGUGAACAAAGCUGGUCCAGGAGAGCCAUCUGAUCCAAGCAGAAAGGUGGUCGCCAAGCCAAGAAACUUGAAGCCAUGGAUUGAUCGUGAGGCCAUGAAGACAAUCACAAUCAAGGUUGGAAACGAUGUGGAAUUCGAUGUUCCAGUUCGUGGAGAACCACCACCGAAGAAGGAAUGGCUCUUCUUGGAGAAGCCAAUUGAUGAUCAGAAGAUCAGAAUUGAGAACGAAGACUACAAGACUCGUUUCUUACUCCGUGGAGCUACACGCAAACAUGCUGGUCUGUAUACACUUACAGCCACAAAUCCGUCUGGAUCUGACAAACAUUCAGUUGAAGUUAUUGUUCUCGGAAAACCAUCGACUCCAUUGGGUCCAUUGGAUGUUACCAAUGUCUAUGAAGAUCGCUGCGAUUUGGAAUGGAAAGUUCCAGAAGACGAUGGAGGUGCCCCAAUUGAUCAUUAUGAAAUUGAGAAGAUGGAUAUGGCAACUGGAAGAUGGGUUCCAUGUGGAAGAAGUGAAACAACCAAGACAACUGUUCCAAAUCUUCAACCAGGACAUGAGUAUAAAUUCCGUGUUCGUGCCGUUAACAAGGAAGGAGAAUCUGAUCCAUUGACCACUAACACAGCAAUUCUGGCCAAGAAUCCAUACGAAGUGCCAGGAAAAGUUGACAAGCCAGAACUCGUCGAUUGGGAUAAGGAUCAUGUUGACUUGGCUUGGAACAAGCCAGAUGAUGGGGGUGCUCCAAUUGAAGCAUACGUCAUUGAGAAGAAGGAUAAGAAUGGAAGAUGGGAGGAAGCACUUGUUGUGCCCGGAGAUCAGAACACAGCAACUGUACCAAACCUAAAAGAAGGAGAAGAAUAUCAAUUCAGAAUUUCUGCUCGUAACAAGGCAGGAACUGGAGAUCCAUCUGAUCCAUCUGAUCGUGUUAUUGCCAAGCCACGUAAUCUGGCUCCACGAAUUCAUCGUGAAGAUCUAUCCGACACAACUGUCAAGGUUGGAGCAUGUCUCAAGUUUAUUGUUCACAUUGAUGGAGAGCCAGCACCAGAUGUUACAUGGUCAUUCAAUGGGAAGGGAAUUGGAGAGAGCAAGGCUCAAAUCGAAAACGAGCCAUACAUUUCAAGAUUUACCCUUCCAAAGGCCGUCCGUAAACAAAGUGGAAAAUACACCAUCACUGCUACUAAUGUCAACGGAACUGACAGUGUUACAAUUGAUAUCAAGGUCAAGAGUAAACCAACUAAACCGAAGGGACCAAUUGAAGUGACUGAUGUAUUCGAAGAUCGUGCAACCCUUGAUUGGAAACCACCAGAGGAUGAUGGAGGAGAGCCGAUUGAGUUCUAUGAAAUCGAGAAGAUGAACACGAAAGACGGAAUCUGGGUUCCAUGUGGACGAAGUGGAGAUACUCACUUCACAGUUGAUUCUCUCAAUAAGGGAGAUCACUACAAGUUCCGUGUGAAGGCAGUUAACAGUGAAGGAGCAUCUGAUCCUUUGGAGACUGACACUGACAUUUUGGCCAAGAAUCCAUUCGAUCGUCCAGACAAACCUGGACGUCCAGAACCAACUGAUUGGGAUUCAGAUCAUGUUGAUCUCAAAUGGGAUCCACCACUUUCUGAUGGAGGUGCUCCAAUUGAGGAGUACCAAAUCGAGAAGAGAACUAAAUACGGAAGAUGGGAGCCAGCAAUCAGUGUUCCAGGAGGUCAAACCAAAGCAACUGUUCCAGACUUGACACCAAACGAAGAGUAUGAAUUCCGAGUUAUUGCUGUCAAUAAGGGAGGUCCAUCUGAUCCAUCUGAUGCCAGUAAGGCAGUCAUUGCCAAACCAAGAAACUUGAAGCCACACAUCGACCGUGAUGCUCUCAAGAACUUGACCAUCAAGGCUGGACAAUCGAUUUCAUUUGAUGUUCCUGUCUCUGGAGAACCAGCUCCAACUGUCACGUGGCACUGGCCAGAUAACCGUGAAAUCAGAAACGGAGGACGUGUCAAGCUCGACAAUCCAGAGUACCAAUCCAAGUUGGUUGUUAGACAAAUGGAACGUGGAGACAGUGGUACAUUCACCAUCAAAGCAGUCAAUGUGAACGGAGAAGAUGAGGCUACUGUCAAGAUUAACGUCAUUGACAAGCCAACUCCUCCAAAUGGUCCAUUGGAUGUUCUUGAUGUUCAUGGAGAUCAUUGUACUUUGGACUGGCGUGCACCAGAUGAUGACGGAGGAAUUCCAAUUGAGAACUACGUCAUUGAGAAGUACGAUACUGCCACUGGAAGAUGGGUUCCUGCUGCCAAGGUUGCUGGAGAUCAGACUACUGCCGUUGUUGAUGGACUUAUUCCAGGACACGAAUACAAAUUCCGUGUCGCCGCUGUCAACGCCGAAGGAGAGUCCGAACCAUUGGAAACCUUCGGAACCACUCUUGCAAAGGAUCCAUUCGACAAACCAGGAAAGACGAGUGCUCCAGAUGUCACCGAUUGGGAUAAGGAUCAUGUUGAUCUUGAAUGGAAACCACCUGUAAACGAUGGUGGAGCUCCGAUUGAAGAAUACGUUGUUGAGAUGAAGGAUGAGUUCUCUCCAUUCUGGAAUGAGGUUGCUCACGUUCCUGCGUCACAAACAAAUGCAACUGUUGGAAACUUGAAGGAGGGAUCCAAGUAUGAAUUCAGAAUCCGUGCUAAGAAUAAGGCUGGAUUGGGAGAUCCAUCUGAUUCUGCCUCAGCUGUCGCAAAGGCUAGAAACGUUCCGCCAGUCAUCGAUCGUAACUCCAUCCAAGAAAUCAAGGUGAAGGCAGGUCAAGACUUUUCAUUGAACAUUCCAGUCAGUGGAGAACCAACUCCAACAAUCACAUGGACCUUCGAAGGAACGCCAGUUGAAUCUGAUGAUCGCAUGAAGUUGGCGAAUGAAGAUGGAAGAACCAAGUUCCAUGUGAAGAGAGCUCUUCGUUCAGACACUGGAACUUACAUCAUCAAGGCUGAAAAUGAGAAUGGAACUGAUACUGCCGAAGUGAAGGUUACUGUUCUUGAUCAUCCAUCUAGCCCACGUGGACCACUUGAUAUCACUAACAUUGUCAAGGAUGGUUGUGAUCUUGCAUGGAAAGAACCAGAAGAUGAUGGAGGAGCAGAGAUCAGUCACUACGUCAUUGAGAAGCAAGACGCUGCUACAGGCAGAUGGACUGCUUGUGGUGAAAGCAAGGAUACCAACUUCCACGUUGAUGAUCUCGUUCAAGGACAUGAAUACAAAUUCCGUGUGAAAGCCGUCAAUCGUCACGGAGAUUCUGAUCCAUUGGAGGCUCGUGAAGCUAUCAUUGCCAAGGAUCCAUUCGAUCGUGCUGACAAACCAGGAACUCCAGAAAUUGUCGACUGGGAUAAGGACCACGCAGAUCUCAAGUGGACUCCACCAGCUGAUGAUGGAGGUGCUCCAAUCGAAGGAUAUCUUGUUGAGAUGAGAACUCCAUCUGGUGAUUGGGUUCCAGCUGUCAAGGUUGGAGCCGGAGAGCUCACUGCUACGGUUGAUGGAUUGAAACCAGGACAAACCUACCAAUUCCGUGUGAAGGCAUUGAACAAGGCUGGAGAAUCAACACCAUCUGAUCCAAGUAGAACAAUGAUUGCUAAGCCACGUCAUCUUGCUCCAAAGAUCAACAGAGAUAUGUUUAUUGCUCAAAGAAUCAAGGCUGGUCAAACUCUGAACUUCGAUGUGAAUGUUGAAGGAGAACCUGCUCCAAAGAUCGAAUGGUUCUUGAAUGGAUCUCCAUUACCAUCUGGAGGAAAAACCCAUAUCGACAACAACACUGACAACAACACCAAGUUGACAACCAAGGGAACCGCUCGUGCUGACAGUGGAAAGUACAAGAUCGUGGCCACCAACGAGAGUGGAAAGGAUGAACAUGAAGUAGAUGUCAACAUUCUUGAUAUUCCUGGUGCACCAGAAGGACCACUUCGUCACAAGGAUAUCACCAAAGAGAGUGUCGUACUCAAAUGGGAUGAGCCAUUGGAUGAUGGAGGAUCUCCAAUCACUAACUAUCUCGUUGAAAAACAAGAAGACGGAGGACGAUGGGUUCCAUGUGGAGAGACUUCUGAUACUUCUCUUAAAGUUAACAAAUUAUCAGAAGGACACGAAUACAAAUUCCGUGUCAAGGCAGUGAAUCGUCAAGGAACAUCUGCUCCACUUACUUCUGAUCAUGCUAUUGUUGCAAAGAAUCCAUUCGAUGAACCAGAUGCACCAACAGAUGUUACUCCAGUUGAUUGGGAUAAGGAUCAUGUUGAUCUCGAAUGGAAACCACCAGCAAACGAUGGAGGUGCUCCUAUCGACGCCUACAUUGUUGAGAAGAAGGACAAAUUUGGAGACUGGGUCGAGUGUGCUCGUGUUGAUGGAAAAACAACGAAGGCUACUGCUGACAACUUGACGCCGGGAGAGACAUAUCAAUUCCGUGUGAAAGCUGUCAACAAGGCUGGACCAGGAAAACCAUCUGAUCCAACAGGAAACGUUGUUGCCAAACCAAGAAGAAUGGCACCUAAACUCAACCUUGCUGGUCUUUUGGAUCUCCGUAUCAAGGCUGGAACACCCAUCAAACUUGAUAUUACAUUCGAAGGAGAACCAGCUCCAGUUGCCACAUGGAAGGCCAAUGACAAAACAGUUGAAGCUGGAGCACGUGCUGAUGUCACGAAUACUCCAACAUCUUCUGCUAUUCACGUCUUCUCCGCUGUUCGUGGGGAUACUGGAGUCUACAAGAUCAUUGUUGAGAACGAACAUGGAAAAGAUACUGCUCAAUGCAAUGUCACAGUUCUCGAUGUGCCAGGAACACCAGAAGGACCACUCAAGAUUGAUGAAAUCCAUAAGGAGGGAUGUACAUUGAACUGGAAACCACCAACUGAUAACGGAGGAACUGAUAUUCUUCAUUACGUUGUUGAGAAGAUGGAUACAUCUCGAGGAACAUGGCAAGAAGUUGGAACAUUCCCAGACUGCACUGCAAAGGUUAACAAGUUGACUCCCGGAAAGGAAUAUGCUUUCCGUGUGAAGGCAGUCAAUCUUCAAGGAGAAUCAAAGCCAUUGGAAGCUGAGGAGCCAAUCAUUGCAAAGAAUCAAUUCGAUGUACCUGCUCCAGUCGACAAACCAGAAGUCACUGAUUGGGAUAAAGAUAGAAUUGAUAUUAAGUGGAACCCAACAUCCAAUAAUGGAGGAGCUCCAGUCACUGGAUACAUUGUUGAGAAGAAGGAGAAGGGAAGUGCUCUCUGGACUGAAGCUGGAAAGACUGCUGGAACAACAUUCAGCGCAGACAAUCUCAAGCCAGGAGUUGAAUACGAGUUCCGCGUAAUUGCUGUGAACGCCGCAGGACCAUCAGAUCCAUCAGAACCAACUGAUCCACAGAUCACCAAGGCUCGUUACUUGAAACCAAAGAUCUUGACUGCCAUCAGAAAGAUCAAGAUCAAGGCUGGAUUCACUCACAACUUGGAAGUUGAUUUCGUCGGUGCCCCAGAUCCAACUGCCACCUGGACUGUCGGAGAUUCUGGAGCAGCACUUGCACCAGAACUCAUAGUUGAUGCCAAGACUAACGUCACUUCCAUCUUCUUCCCAUCUGCUAAGAGAUCUGACAGUGGAAACUACAAACUGAAAGUGAAGAACGAAUUGGGAGAAGACGAAGGAAUCUUCGAAGUUAUUGUUCAAGAUAAACCAUCUCCACCAACUGGACCACUUGAAGUAUCCGAUGUUACCAAAGACAGUUGUGUUCUCAAUUGGAAACCACCAAAGGACGAUGGAGGUGCUGAAAUCAGCAAUUAUGUUGUUGAAAAGAGAGAUACCCGCACCAACACCUGGGUUCCAGUUUCCGCUUUCGUCACUGGAACGUCCAUCACAGUUCCAAAACUCACCGAGGGACAUGAAUACGAAUUCCGUGUUAUGGCUGAGAAUGCAUUUGGACGAUCUGAUUCUCUGAAUACCGAUGAGCCAGUUCUUGCCAAGGAUCCAUUCGGAACACCAGGAAAACCAGGAAGACCAGACAUCGUUGACACUGAUAAUGAUCACAUUGACAUCAAAUGGGAUCCACCAAGAGACAACGGAGGAUCUCCAAUCGAUCAUUAUGAUGUUGAGAGAAAGGAUACAAAGACUGGAAGAUGGAUUAAGGUCAAUACUUCUCCAGUUCAAGGAAAUGCCUUCUCGGAUACUCGUGUUCAAAAGGGUCACACCUACGAAUACCGAGUUGUCGCUGUCAACAAGGCUGGUCCAGGUCAACCAUCUGAUCCAUCUGCUGCUGCAACUGCUAAACCAAUGCACGAGGCACCAAAGUUCGAUUUGGAUUUGGACGGAAAGGAAUUCCGAGUGAAAGCAGGAGAACCAUUGGUCAUAACAAUUCCAUACACUGCAUCUCCACAACCAGAUAUCUCAUGGACAAAGGACGGAAAACCAUUGGCUGGAGUCGAAACAACUGAUUCUCAAACCAAAUUGGUCAUUCCAGCGACAAGAAAAUCUGAUUCCGGACCAGUUAAGAUUAAGGCUGUGAAUCCAUAUGGAGAGGCUGAAGCUAACAUUAAAAUUACUGUCAUUGGCAAGCCAGGACCACCAGAGAACAUCACUUAUCCGGCUAUCAGCAGACACACUUGCACUCUCAAUUGGGAUGCUCCGAAAGAUGACGGAGGUUCUGAAAUCGCUGGAUACAAGAUUGAGUACCAAGAAGUCGGAUCUCAAAUUUGGGAUAAGGUUCCAGGACUCAUUUCGGGAACUUCUUACACUGUUCGUGGACUUGAGCAUGGUCAACAAUACCGAUUCAGAAUCCGUGCUGAGAACGCUGUCGGUCUUUCUGACUAUUGCCAAGGAGUACCAGUUGUCAUCAAGGAUCCAUUCGAUCCACCAGGUGCUCCAAGCACUCCAGAUAUCACUGGAUACGACACAAAUCAAGUUUCAUUGGCAUGGAAUCCACCAAGAGACGACGGAGGCUCUCCAAUCAUUGGAUAUGUUGUUGAACGAUUCGAAAAGAGAGGAGGAGGUGAUUGGGCUCCAGUCAAGAUGCCAAUGGUCAAGGGAACUGAAUGUAUUGUACCAGGACUUCAUGAAAAUGAGACAUAUCAAUUCCGUGUUCGUGCCGUGAAUGCUGCUGGACAAGGAGAACCAAGUAACGGAUCAGAACCAGUUACCUGCCGCCCAUACGUCGAGAAACCAGGUCCACCAGAUGCUCCAAGAGUUGGAAAGAUCACAAAGAACUCAGCCGAACUCACGUGGAACAGACCAUUGAGAGAUGGAGGUGCUCCAAUUGAUGGAUAUAUCAUUGAGAAGAAGAAGUUGGGAGACAACGACUGGACAAGAUGUAACGACAAACCAGUUCGUGAAACUGCAUUUGAAGUCAAGAAUCUCGGAGAGAAAGAAGAAUACGAAUUCCGUGUUAUUGCUGUCAAUAGUGCGGGAGAAGGAGAGCCAUCAAAGCCUUCUGAUUUGGUACUUAUUGAAGAACAACCAGGUCGUCCAAUCUUUGAUAUCACAAAUCUCAAGGAUAUUACUGUUCGUGCCGGAGAGACAAUCCAAAUCCGUAUUCCAUACGCUGGAGGAAAUCCAAAACCAAUUAUUGAUUUGUUUAAUGGAAACUCUCCAAUCUUUGAGAACGAGAGAACUGUUGUUGAUGUCAAUCCUGGAGAAAUCGUCAUUACAACAACUGGAUCAAAGAGAUCUGAUGCUGGUCCAUACAAGAUUUCAGCCACUAACAAAUAUGGAAAAGACACUUGCAAACUCAAUGUAUUCGUUCUUGAUGCUCCAGGCAAACCAACUGGACCAAUCCGUGCAACUGACAUUCAAUCUGAUGCAAUGACUCUUUCAUGGAGACCACCAAAGGAUAAUGGAGGAGAUGAAAUCACUAACUACGUCGUUGAGAAGAGAACUCCAGGAGGUGAUUGGGUUACAGUUGGACAUCCAGUUGGAACCACUCUUCGUGUUCGAAAUCUUGAUGCAAACACUCCAUAUGAAUUCCGUGUUCGCGCUGAGAAUCAAUAUGGAGUUGGAGAACCAUUGGAGACUGAUGAUGCUAUUGUUGCUAAGAAUCCAUUCGAUACUCCAGGUGCACCAGGACAACCAGAAGCAGUUGAAACUUCGGAAGAAGCAAUUACUCUUCAAUGGACUAGACCCACUUCUGAUGGAGGAGCUCCAAUUCAAGGAUACGUCAUCGAGAAGAGAGAAGCUGGAACCACUGAAUGGACGAAGGCUGCAUUCGGAAACAUCCUUGACACAAAACAUCGUGUCACUGGGCUUACUCCAAAGAAGACUUACGAGUUCAGAGUUGCUGCUUACAAUGCUGCUGGACAAGGAGAAUACAGUGCUAACUCAGUUCCUAUCACUGCCGAUAGUGCCCCAACAAGACCGAAGAUCAACAUGGGAAUGCUCACCAGAGAUGUGUUGGCUUAUGCUGGAGACCGUGCAAAGAUUCUCGUUCCAUUCGCUGCUUCACCUGCUCCAAAGGUGACUUUCUCGAAGGGAGAGAACAAGAUCAGUCCAACUGAUCCAAGAAUCAAGGUUGAAUACAGUGACUUCUUGGCUACGUUGACCAUCGAAAAGUCAGAAUUAACUGAUGGAGGACUCUACUUUGUUGAACUUGAGAAUAGUCAAGGAAGUGAUUCUGCUAGCAUUCGUCUUAAGGUUGUUGAUAAACCAGCACCACCACAACACAUCAGAGUGGAAGACAUCGCACCGGAUUGCUGUACUCUCUAUUGGAUGCCACCUUCUUCCGACGGAGGAUCUCCAAUCACCAACUACAUUGUUGAGAAGCUUGAUCUUCGCCAUUCCGAUGGAAAAUGGGAGAAAGUUUCUUCAUUUGUUCGUAAUUUGAAUUACACUGUUGGAGGACUCCUUAAGGACAACAGAUACCGUUUCCGUGUUCGUGCUGAGACCCAAUACGGAGUUUCAGAACCAUGUGAACUUUCUGAAGUUGUUGUCGCCAAGUAUCAAUUCGAUGUGCCAAAUCAACCAGAGGCUCCAACUGUUCGUGACAAGGACUCAACUUGGGCAGAACUUGAAUGGGAUCCACCAAGAGACGGAGGAUCGAAGAUUAUUGGAUAUCAAGUUCAAUACAGAGAUACAUCUUCUGGAAGAUGGAUCAAUGCCAAGAUGGAUCUUGCUGAGCAUUGUCACGCUCGUGUCACUGGACUUCGUCAAAAUGGAGAAUUCGAAUUCAGAAUCAUUGCAAAGAAUGCUGCUGGCUUCUCGAAACCAUCACCACCAUCAGAGAGAUGUCAACUCAAAUCGAGAUACGGACCACCAGGACCACCAAUUCAAGUCGGAGCCAAGUCGAUUGGACGCAACCAUUGUACUAUCACCUGGAUGCCACCACUUGAAGACGGAGGAUCGAAAAUCACUGGAUACAAUGUUGAGAUGCGUGAAUAUGGAAGCACUCUGUGGGCUGUUGUCAGUGAUUACAACGUGAGAGAACCAGAAUUCACUGUUGACAAACUCAAGGAGUUCAAUGAUUACGAAUUCCGUGUCGUUGCCAUUAAUGCAGCCGGAAAAGGAAUUCCAUCUCUUCCAUCCGGACCAAUUAAGAUCCAAGAAUCCGGAGGAUCUCGUCCACAAAUUGUUGUCAAACCAGAAGACACUGCUCAACCAUACAACAGAAGAGCUGUGUUCGUUUGUGAAGCUGUCGGAAGACCAGAGCCAACAGCAAGAUGGCUCAGAAAUGGAAGAGAACUUCCAGAGAGCAGCAGAUACAGAUUCGAAGCGAGUGAUGGAGUCUACAAGUUCACCAUCAAAGAAGUUUGGGAUAUUGAUGCAGGAGAAUACACAGUUGAAGUGUUCAAUUCAUAUGGAAGUGACACUGCAACUGCUAAACUCACUGUUCAAGCUCCGCCAGUCAUCGAGAAGGACGUUCCAAACACAAUUCUUCCAAACGGAGAUCUUGUUCGUCUCAAGAUUUAUUUCUCUGGAACUGCACCAUUCCGUCACAGUUUGGUGUUGAACAAAGAAGAGAUUGACAUGGAUCAUCCGACAAUCAGAACUGUUGAAUUCGACGAUCAUAUCCUGAUUACCAUCCCAGCACUGUCUGUUAGAGAAGCCGGACGUUACGAGUACACCGUAUCCAAUGAUUCCGGAGAAGCCACAACUGGAUUCUGGCUCAAUGUCACUGGAUUACCAGAAGCACCACAAGGUCCACUUCACAUCAGCAAUGUCGGACCAAGUACUGCCACUCUUUCGUGGAGACCACCAGUCACCGAUGGAGGAUCGAAGAUCACCAGUUAUGUCAUUGAGAAGAGAGAUUUGUCAAAGGAUGAAUGGGUUACUGUAUCAUCAAACGUCAAGGAUAUGAACUACAUUGUUACCGGAUUGUUCGAAAAUCACGAGUACGAAUUCAGAGUUUCUGCUCAGAAUGAGAACGGAAUUGGUGCUCCACUUGUCAGUGAACACCCAAUUGUUGCUCGUCUUCCAUUCGAUCCACCAACUUCUCCACUCAAUUUGGAAAUUAUUCAAGUCGGAGGAGACUAUGUCACACUUUCAUGGCAACGACCAUCAUCCGAUGGAGGCGGUCGUCUUCGUGGAUACAUUAUUGAGAAACAAGAAGAAGGACACGAUGAAUGGUUCAGAUGCAAUCAGAAUCCAUCUCCACAAAACACCUACAAUGUUCCAAAUCUCAUCGACGGAAGAAAAUACAGAUACCGAGUAUUUGCUGCCAAUGACGCCGGUCUUUCCGAUCCAACAGAACUUGAUCAGACACUGUUCAAGGCUUCUGGAGCAGGAGAAGGACCGAAGAUUGUCAGUCCAUUGAGUGAUUUGAAUGAGGAAGUCGGAAGAUGUGUCACAUUCGAAUGCACCAUCAGUGGAUCUCCAAGACCAGAAUACAGAUGGUUCAAGGGAUGUAAGGAACUUGUGGAUACCAGCAAGUACACUCUUAUUAAUAAGGGAGACAAACAAGUUCUUAUCAUCAAUGAUUUGACUUCUGAUGAUGCCGAUGAAUACACUUGCCGUGCUACCAACUCAUCAGGAACUCGCAGUACCAGAGCCAAUUUGCGUAUCAAGACGAAGCCACGUGUCUUCAUUCCACCAAAAUAUCAUGGAGGGUAUGAGGCUCAGAAGGGAGAAACAAUCGAAUUGAAGAUCCCAUACAAGGCCUAUCCACAAGGAGAAGCAAAAUGGUCAAAGGACGGUGAGAAGAUUGAGAAUAACAGCAAGUACAGUAUCACCACUGACGACAAGUUUGCCACGUUGAGAAUCUCGAAUGCCAGUCGUGAAGACUAUGGAGAGUAUCGUGUUGUUGUUGAGAAUUCCGUUGGAUCUGAUUCUGGAAUUGUAAAUGUCACUGUUGCUGAUGUUCCAGAACCACCAAGAUUCCCAAUAAUUGAGAAUAUCCUUGAUGAAGCUGUCAUUCUUUCAUGGAAACCACCAGCACUAGAUGGAGGAUCACUAGUUACCAACUACACAAUUGAGAAGAGAGAAGUCAUGGGAGGAUCAUGGGCUCCGUGCGCCAAGAGUCGAUACACCUACACGACUGUUGAAGGACUUCGUGGUGGAAAACAAUACGAAUUCAGAAUAACCGCUGAGAACAAGCAUGGAGCAUCCAAACCAUGUGAGCCAACUGCUCCAGUUACCAUCCCAGGAGACGAAAGAAAGAGAAGACGUGCUUACGAUGUUGAUGAACAAGGAAAGAUUGUACGAGGAAAGGGAGCUGUCUCUUCCAAUUACGAUAACUAUGUGUUCGAUAUCUGGAAGCAAUAUUAUCCACAACCAGUUGAAAUCAAGCACGAUCAUGUCCUCGAUCACUACGACAUUCACGAAGAACUUGGAACCGGAGCGUUUGGUGUCGUUCACAGAGUCACUGAAAGAGCAACAGGCAACAACUUUGCUGCGAAAUUCGUGAUGACUCCACAUGAAGCCGAUAAAGAAACAGUCAGAAAGGAAAUUCAAACCAUGUCAGUUUUGAGACAUCCAAAACUUGUGAACCUUCAUGAUGCAUUCGAAGAUGAUAACGAAAUGGUUAUGAUCUAUGAAUUCAUGAGUGGAGGAGAGCUCUUUGAGAAGGUUGCUGAUGAACAUAACAAGAUGAGUGAAGAUGAAGCUGUUGAAUAUAUGAGACAAGUAUGCAAAGCACUCUGUCAUAUGCAUGAAAACAACUAUGUUCACUUGGAUUUGAAACCAGAAAACAUUAUGUUCACAACGAAGAGAAGCAACGAGUUGAAACUGAUCGACUUCGGAUUAACCGCCCAUCUCGAUCCAAAACAAUCAGUGAAAGUCACCACAGGAACUGCUGAAUUCGCUGCUCCAGAAGUUGCCGAGGGCAAGCCAGUCGGUUAUUAUACCGAUAUGUGGAGUGUUGGAGUUCUUUCUUAUAUUCUUCUUUCCGGUCUCUCGCCAUUCGGAGGAGAGAACGAUGAUGAUACAUUGAGGAAUGUUAAGAGCUGUGACUGGAAUAUGGAUGAUUCUGCCUUCUCAAACAUCUCGGACGAUGGAAAAGAUUUCAUUCGAAAGCUUCUUCUCGCUGAUCCAAACACCAGAAUGACAAUUCAUCAAGCAUUGGAGCAUCCAUGGCUCUCACCAGGAAAUGUUCCAGGACGUGAUUCUCAAAUUCCAAGUAGCAGAUACACGAAAAUUCGUGAUUCAAUCAAAUCGAAAUACGACGCUUGGCCAGAACCACUUCCACCACUCGGAAGAAUUUCAAACUAUUCUUCGCUGAGAAAGCACAGACCUCAGGAAUACUCGAUUCGUGACGCCUUCUGGGAUCGAUCUGAAGCCCAACCAAGAUUCAUUGUGAAACCAUACGGAACUGAAGUUGCUGAAGGACAAUCUGCCAACUUCUAUUGCAGAGUGAUUGCUUCAUCUCCUCCAGUUGUCACUUGGCACAAGGAUGAUAGAGAAUUGAAACAAAGUGUGAAAUACAUGAAGAGAUAUAAUGGAAACGAUUAUGGAUUGACAAUCAACAGAGUGAAAGGAGAUGAUAAGGGAGAAUACACUGUCAGAGCAAAGAAUUCGUACGGAACAAAGGAAGAAAUCGUAUUUUUGAAUGUGACUCGACACUCUGAACCACUCAAAUUCGAACCAUUGGAACCAAUGAAGAGAGCCCCAACACCACCAAAGGUUGAAGAAUUCAAGGAGAGAAGAUCCGCUCCGAAGUUCACUUUCCACCUGAGAAACCGUUUGAUCCAGAAGAAUCAUCAAUGCAAACUGACAUGUUCUCUACAAGGAAACCCAAAUCCAACUGUUGAAUGGAUGAAAGAUGGACAUCCAGUUGAUGAAGACCGAGUACAAGUAUCCUUCAGAAGUGGAGUCUGCUCUCUGGAAAUCUUCAAUGCACGUGUUGAUGACGCUGGAACAUACACAGUGACAGCCACAAAUGAUCUUGGAAUGGAUGUUACUGAAUGUGUAUUGACAGUUCAAACAAAGGGAGGAGAACCAAUUCCACGUGUUUCUUCAUUCAGACCGAGAAGAGCUUACGAUACGUUGUCAGCUGGAACUGAUGUAGAAAGAUCACAUUCGUAUGCUGAUAUGAGAAGACGAUCACUGAUUCGUGACGUCUCACCAGAUGUCAGAUCAGCUGCUGAUGACCUCAAAACAAAGAUCACAAAUGAGAUUCCAUCGUUUACUCUUCAACUCUCUGAUGCUGAAACUGAAGUCGGAGGAUCCGCAGAAUUCACAUCUGAAGUGACCGGACAACCAGAACCACUCGUUGAAUGGCUUCAUAAUGGAGAAAGAAUUUCGGAUUCUGAUUCUCGUUAUCGUUCAUCGUUUGUUGGUGGAAAAGUCACAUUAAGAAUCAGUGACGUCAAGAAGUCAGACGAAGGACAAUAUCUAUGCCGUGCCUCGAAUUCAGCUGGACAAGAACAAACGAGAGCAACAUUGAAUGUGAAAGGAGAUCAACCACUUGUGAAUGGUCAUGUAGAAAAGGCUGAAAGUCAUCUUCGUGUUUUGAAACAUUUGGGAGGAGAAAUCGUUCCAACUGGAGGAUCAGUGACAUUCGAAGCUAGAGUUGAAGGAUCACCUGAAGAAGUUUUAUGGAUGAGAAAUGGACAAGAGCUGACUGAUGGAGAUAACACCAGUAUCAGUCAAAACGGAGACACACUUUCCCUGACUGUAAACUCAGCUGAAGCAUCUGAUGCCGGACAUUAUCAACUCGAAGUUCGAUCGAAAGGAACUAACUUGGUUUCUGUUGCUUCUUUGGUUGUUGUUGGAGAAAAAGCAGAUCCACCAGUCACCAGACUACCAUCAUCUGUUUCUGCUCCUCUCGGUGGUUCCACUGCUUUCUCAAUUGAAUUUGAAAACGUCGAAGGUCUAACAGUACAGUGGUUCCGUGGAUCGGAAAAGAUUGAAAAGAACGAACGGGUAAAAUCUGUCAAAUCCGGAAACACCUUCAAACUAGACAUUAAGGAAGUUGAACAGGACGACGAUGGCAUUUAUGUAGCCAAAGUGGUAAAAGAGAAGAAAGCAAUUGCUAAAUAUGCGGCCGCUCUUCUCUUGAUUUAA
Caenorhabditis remanei is the source of this 21945-nucleotide messenger RNA. RefSeq lists its product as uncharacterized. Gene Ontology annotation, biological process: protein phosphorylation. Bases 1 to 21945 code for a protein of 7314 amino acids. Gene Ontology annotation, molecular function: protein binding; ATP binding; protein kinase activity. Lineage: Eukaryota; Metazoa; Nematoda; Chromadorea; Rhabditida; Rhabditidae. The transcript has 33 exons. The record is from RefSeq and is a predicted model, not a curated record.